AUGGCAAAAUCGUCAGUUAGGCUGAAGCUCUUGGUUGAUACACAAACCAAAAGGGUUCUAUUUGCCGAGGUGGGCAAAGAUUGUGUGGACUUCCUCUUUCACAUGAUGUCGUUGCCGGUGGCCACCAUCAUCAGUCUGCUGAAAUACCAAGGAAUGGAGGGCUCACUAACAAACCUGCAUGGAAGCAUAGAAAAUCUGGAUGCUUCCUAUAUACAACCGAACAAGAGCAAGGAUACCCUCUUGAAACCAUUUGUUCCAGCGCCUGAUUCGUCUGUUCCUGUGCUACUGCUUGGUGAUAAGCCAAUUGAAAAGAAGUUCUAUAGGUGUAGCUGCAACAAUAACAUCACCGAUAACCCGCGGGCAAUUUGUUCAAAUUGCGGCCGUGCAAUGACCAUAGUUGUGGCAUAUGUGGCUAAUCCUCGGGUGCAAGAAACGGAUGAUGAAGGUGGAUUUGUGAAGGGGGUGGUGACUUAUAUGGUUAUGGAUAAUUUGGAGGUGAAGCCCAUGUCCACUAUCUCAAGCAUUACUUUGCUCAACAAAUUUAAUGUUAAGGAAGUGGGAUUAGUGCAGGAAAAAGUGGUGAAUUUGGGCAUGUAUGAGGCUGUGAUACUGCUGAAGGCUUCUCUGCAGUCUGAGAAUGUUCUGACUGAAGUCUUCCUCAAGAGCACUUGGAUUUAG
Messenger RNA from Sesamum indicum (sesame), 678 nucleotides. RefSeq lists its product as uncharacterized. NCBI's taxonomy places the organism in Eukaryota, Viridiplantae, Streptophyta, Magnoliopsida, Lamiales, Pedaliaceae. The record is from RefSeq and is a predicted model, not a curated record.